CCGAGGAAGACGUCACAGCCCUUCAUCACCUAAAGCAGCUCGCAAUGCGUUCUUCGUUCUCUCUCCUGCUGGUGGCACUGGCCCUCGGGUGCACUGUUGCAGAUAAGGUCCCAGACUUCGUCGUCCAAGGGAAGUGUCCUUACGUCGAUGAAUACAGGCUCUGGGAGCAUCAGAAGCCUAAUCUUGCGAAGUUUGGAGGAGUUUGGUUCCAGUAUGCUCUUACUAAGAACCCAUAUCAGUUACUAAGCCAGUGUGUCCGGCUACAGUACGAUUUCAAUGGCGAGGGCUUCGAUGCCACAGCCACGGGCAUCAGCUACGAAGGGUCACUCUUGAAGAGAUACGGUAAUAUUUCUCCUAUGCCCCUUGGUGACCCUCAUCUUAUGGUUGACUUUGAAAACUCUUUCGCCGCCCCUCUAGUUAUCCUGGACACCGAUUACAACAACUACGCCUGUUUGUAUUCCUGUAUAGACAAUAACUUCGGCUACUACUCAGACUUCGCCUUCAUUUUCACCCGAAAUCCAACUCACGGCGACACCUACGCUGGCAAGUGCGAGGUCGCCUUCACAAGCAUAGGUCUGGACACCAGCAGGUUCUACAAGACUGCCCAGGGAGCGAACUGCCCUUACGAGACUCAGGAGACUCUUUAGCGAGUUUUCCAGGGAACCUUCUUGACGCCAGCACUUUCACUUCGGUCUUGUUUCUGUCUUCUAUUUACGUUGUCACUUUUGAGAAAUGUUCAUUUCAAAAUAAACUGGAGACACUA
This is a messenger RNA of Macrobrachium nipponense, 763 nucleotides long. Its product is annotated as crustacyanin-C1 subunit-like. The coding region runs from base 45 to 647 and encodes 200 amino acids. Gene Ontology annotation, cellular component: cytoplasm. The record is from RefSeq and is a predicted model, not a curated record. The transcript has 4 exons. Gene Ontology annotation, biological process: lipid metabolic process; response to reactive oxygen species. NCBI's taxonomy places the organism in Eukaryota, Metazoa, Arthropoda, Malacostraca, Decapoda, Palaemonidae. Gene Ontology annotation, molecular function: pigment binding.